Molecule: messenger RNA, 1068 nt
Organism: Colletotrichum phormii
Lineage: Eukaryota; Fungi; Ascomycota; Sordariomycetes; Glomerellales; Glomerellaceae
Exons: 1
Coding region: 1-1068 (355 amino acids)
Source: RefSeq, a predicted model, not a curated record
AUGCUUCCAGAUCAACCCCCCCUCAACUGCGCCUACAACCGCGAUGAUGUCGUCGCUGGCCUCACUCAAUACUACUCAGCGCUCACGCGUAUGGCCUACAUCCCAUCAUCAUACGUUGAUUUCCCACCGCCAGGGGGCUGGACAGAUGCCGACCUCGACAUCGGCGCCCUGCGUGCUUUCCGACGCUCCGAGGCCGUAAUCGACCUGCUGCGCCAUCUCCCGUAUGCCAGACCAAUGCACGACGGACCUCGUCCGGGCCUUUGGAACGUCGCACCACAAACCAAGGCUGUGCGCUACCUCCGUCACAUGGGACACUUCAGUCAGUGGUCCGAUCGUGGCGACGCGGGGCUGCUUGAGCUUGCUGCCCUUCCCUCUCACGACACGGGAGCCGCACCGAUGGAUUUGUCGCCGGAUGUGAUUUGUCUCACGUUUGGAGAGUACCACUCUUCAAGCUCACGCACGAAGCCCUAUUGGUGGAUUGUAGACUGCAGCCGAGGUGUUAUCACGCCGUACCAAGAACGAGUCUACAGCGUUGGAAAGGUCCCACGCAACAAGCCGUGGCGAUGUGUGCGGUCGUACUCUGUUACGGAUUACUUCUCGCAGCUCGUGUCGAGCCUGGGCGUCCAGUUGUUCCCCGUGCCGCCGACCGAGGAUGUCGACGCCGAGGUCCUUGACCCGAGCGCCCUCGCGAAGUCAUCGGAGCCGGUGGAUAUCUACCGUGCCCACGGCUGGGGCACCGGUGACCUCGCAGACUUCAGACACGACGAGUGCAUCGUCGCUCUCCAAGGCUGGCGACGUCGGAUGCACGAGGAAGUGCAGAGAAAGAUCGCUCAGGAUGUGGACGACGCCGAUGAUGAGGACUUCGAGAUGGACGACAGUGAUGACGACGAGGAUGCUGCGCAUGAGGGAGAGGCGGGUGAUGGCCUCGCUGAUGCCGUGGCGGAUAUGGAGAUGGACGAUUUGAGUGCCGAGGCUGCUGCUCUGAGAGCUGACAUGAGCCCAGAGGAGCGUGCAAAGUUUGAUCGCAGAGAGAUGCAGUCGCACUUUGUGUGGAUUGACGAGGAAUGA